AUGAAGGUGGAGCGCGGCUCACUUUUCCCUGGCGUCGUCUUGCGACCGCAGUUCGGCCGAAGAGGACGCCGCAUUGCAACUUGCUGCGCGGUUUUGUUUUGCUUGCUCUCUGGAAGAAGAGAGUCUCCCCUGACUGCCUCGCCAUCGGCUUCUUCAAAGCACUCCUUCCCUCCCUUAGUUGCUCCCUCGUCAGAGCUCCACAUUCAUCAACCGGUAGCCUCUCUCUUUCUGCCUUUUUCCGCGCGCAGCGUCGCUCACGAACCUUCCGCGUAUCCUCCACUGCUUUACCGAGUUCCAGUUUUUCUUCCAGUUUCUGCGUCGUUCCUUGGGUCUGGGAAACCGGAUCAAGAGCCUUCAAUUGUCCUAAACGAGAGACUGCGUCCCAUUGAAGCACUGAUGGCCCACGACACUGCCUACAUUCUCCUGCGAGCGAAGGAAGAAGAGAGGAAGCGUGGUGAAAAGAAACUGGAGACGGACAGAAGGAGACGAGAAAAGGAGGAGUACGAGGCUUCUGUGCCGCCAUUGCUUGAACUUGAUUGGUCAGCAGGUCCACUAGAUCUUGAUGCUCUCAUCGCGGAGGAUGCUGAGAAAGGCGUUUCCUGGGCGACGAAAGCUAUCGCCGGAGAUCUCCACAAAAUAACCGCAACAGAGGCUGUUGAAAUGACUUCUCGGAUUCAGUUUGCAUGCAGCAAUCGUCUGCAGGAGAUCUUCCGCACAGCCAGACCUACCGGUGGAUUUCGGCUCCCAGACACAGGGGGAAACCCCUACUGGCAAAUGCCAGCGAUCCAGAGCUAUAUGAUGCAACAGCUGAGUCGUGGACGCGUGAAGCUGUCCAUUGCUGAUUCAGAGUUACAAAAAUAUGUUUUCCGGAAUGAACGCUUGCCAUGGAACGAAGUGGCGAAAUCGCAGCCAAGGAACGGACCAGACGAAACGACGCCCACGAUAAAGAAUCCCUCAGGGGAACACUCAGAGUCAAUGAGCCACACUGUACACGAUCAUGGGUUUUGA
Neospora caninum is the source of this 1008-nucleotide messenger RNA. RefSeq lists its product as hypothetical. NCBI's taxonomy places the organism in Eukaryota, Apicomplexa, Conoidasida, Eucoccidiorida, Sarcocystidae. Bases 1 to 1008 code for a protein of 335 amino acids. The transcript has a single exon. The record is from RefSeq and is a predicted model, not a curated record.